Molecule: messenger RNA, 1644 nt
Organism: Salmo salar (Atlantic salmon)
Lineage: Eukaryota; Metazoa; Chordata; Actinopteri; Salmoniformes; Salmonidae
Gene: ankrd49
Product: ankyrin repeat domain 49
Molecular function (GO): protein binding
Source: RefSeq, a predicted model, not a curated record
AUCGCUCUGCACUGCAACGCUAGAUGCAACAAAUACUGACGACAUAUCCCAGAGAAACCCGGAAAAGGGGACAAGUGCUGUUCGAUGAGGGUUUUGUUGAAAGCUACUACCACACAGAUUCUGAGUAGACUGAGUGUGCACGGGCAGUUAGUACAGUAUGGAGGAGUUCCCAGAGAGCUUUAACCAGCUGGAACUGCUGAAGACCCAUGACCACCUGAUCCCCCGCGGAGCAUGCAGCCUCUGGCCGGGAGACGAAGAAGAAGAAGAAGAGGAGGGGGAAAGGAGUGAAGAGUGGUAUCAGCAGAGGGAGGAGAAUCUGAAAGACAGACCGGAGGAGCUAAUGCUGUGGGCGGCAGAGAAUAACAGACUGCCAACGGUGAAGCGGCUGCUCACGGUCGAUCCCUUGCUUGCGCAUUGCCAGGAUGAGGACGGCUAUACUCCGUUGCACCGUGCGGCCUACGGAGGUCACGCCGCCACGGCCUCUACCCUGCUGGCGGCGGGCACCGAGGUUAACUCCCGCACUGCCGACGGCUGGACGCCCCUACACAGCGCCUGUCGCUGGGGCCAAGUCGCCACUGCGUCCCUCCUGUUGCGGCAAGGGGCGGAGUUGAACGCCCAGACCAACGGCGGCCUCACAGCGCUCCAUCUAGCUGCCUCCCACCCUGGACCGGGCUCCGCCCACACGCUGGAGUUCCUCCUAUCGCAGCGCCAGAUCAAGGCGGAGCUUCGGAGUAAUAGCGGGGAGAUGGCCAGUGAAAUUGCACGCCGAAGUGGACCGCAUCACUUCCUGUUUGAGAUGGUGGAGGACUGUAACAGCGUGCUGUCUCCCCGGUGACCCACACACACACACACACACACACACACACAUACAUCAGCCCUUCUUUCCCUCUACCCAGGGGCCUUCAUGGAAGACAAGACUGUGUUCCAAGAAGUGUCUUAUGAACUUAUGAACAGUCACGUACACCACCACAUAGUCUUUCUUUGCAGUCGUGGGAGGAAACCUCAAUAUGAUGACAGUUUAUCUUGUAUAUUCUCUGUACGCUUUAUUUUGAGUCCCAAAUGGCAACAUAUUCUGUACAUAGUGCACUACUUUUGGGCCCUGGUCAAAACUAGUGCACUAUGUAAAGGAAUAGGGUGCCAUUUGGGAUGCGACCCUAAUAGCCGGGUACUUGAAAAUAACUGGUCCAAUUAGCAUCCUCUCAGAAACUAUGGGUGAAUUUUAUUUCUUUAUUUGUUUGCAUGGAAACCCACAUGAUCAGACACUGUAUUUUGGAUUAGGUCAUCUUGUGAUUGGUUGAAGGCGAUCCAAAUCAUCCAAUUGCUGACGUUCAUUUUUUUAUAAUGCCUGACAUUACAGACGUAGGCUCAAAUGGGUUUCAGCGGUGGGAUGACUAAUAUUGUGAAAUGAAGCAGAUCAGUUUGGGUUCCAGGCUAAAUUGUGUGUGCUGGAGUAAUGUUUCUCAUUGGUCUCUGAGCAUUGGGGGUGUAUUAAUCUCAUUUAUUAAAUUGAUUUGUUGAGCGUUGUGGCCAUUUUAGAAGUGUCAUGAUUUAUUCUAAUUCUAUGGUUACAGCUAAUUUGUUAGUCAUCCAAGUGUCAUCCGUGCUCGCUGUAGAAAUAAAAAAUAAAAUCAGUAUAAAUCUUUA